Ochlerotatus camptorhynchus is the source of this 5415-nucleotide messenger RNA. RefSeq lists its product as uncharacterized. Gene Ontology annotation, biological process: DNA integration. Gene Ontology annotation, molecular function: nucleic acid binding. The transcript is spliced from 2 exons. The record is from RefSeq and is a predicted model, not a curated record. Bases 58 to 5415 code for a protein of 1785 amino acids. Lineage: Eukaryota; Metazoa; Arthropoda; Insecta; Diptera; Culicidae.
UUGAGGUCUCGGGAGUGAGUUGUGCUUCAGUGAAAAGGUGAAUUGAAUCCAGUAAUUAUGCCAGUGUCUGAUCUGAGAGCGCUUGUUAAGCAGGAACGUCAUGCUUGGAUUACGUUGGAGAACAUUGAAGAGUUCUUAUCAACGUACGAAGAAGAACGUGAUAGAGGUGUAGUGCAGUUUCGUAUGAAGAAAUUAGAUGAAGUGUACGAUAAAUAUUGUGAAGUGCGGGUGAAAAUCGAAGUUCUCACUGAUGACUUGGGUGUUGAUGAAGGCGCUGAGGAUGCGACUGGCGAAGGAUCUACAGAUCAUGUGUCCAUGGCUGAGGCACGUCAGAGGGAAAACGAGGAGAUUUUCAAGGAAUUUGAAAACAAGUACUUCCGAUUGAAGCAGCAACUAAAUUCGAAGUCGGUCGGAAACUCUGGAGUUGUAGCUGAACGGCAACCAGGAGUCGAGGUUUGCCAGCCGUCGAGGAUGAAGUAUCCAGAACUGAGGCUUCCUACGUUCUCUGGUAAGCUGUCUGAAUGGAUUAACUUUCGAGACAACUUCAAGUCGUUGAUACACGACAACAACCAACUGAAUAUGAUAGAUAAGUUCAACUAUUUACGUACGUCGUUGAAGGACGACGCUCUGCUACAAAUCAACCAGAUUCAAGUCACUGCUGCGAACUACAAUCUUGCUUGGGCUACUCUGGAAUCUAAGUACGAGAAUCAUAAGCUCAUCGCACAGGAACAUAUGAGGACAAUUUUCUCGAUUCCACCAAUGAAAUCCGAGAGCUUCCAGGGGCUGAACCAUGUCCUAACAACAUUCAGAAUCAACCUUCAACAGUUGGAGAAGUUAGGAGAGAAUACUAACGAUUGGAGCACUCUGCUAGCCUUCAUGCUUUCCCAGAAGCUGGAUGACGAUACGAUUCGUCACUGGGAAACGCAUCAUAGUUCAAAGGACAUUCCGUCGUACAAGUCCAUGGUGGAGUUCCUGGAGAAACACUGUGCUAUCCUGCAGUCUACGUCUGCACGAAGAAGCAGUGAUUUCAAACGACCGUUCAAGAACCCAGUGAUUCACGCUGCAGUGUCAUCCAAUGGAAAUUGUCAAGUCUGCAACGGCGGUACACAUUCCAUUGAACAGUGUAGGCGCUUUGGGAAGAUGAAGGUCAUCGAUAGGAAGGGGAUUGUUCGGAAGCUUGGAUUGUGCUUGAACUGUUUACGAUCAGGGCACUUCGUUAUGGAUUGUUCGAGAUCUACGUGUAGCAAAUGCGGACAGAAUCAUCAUUAUCUGCUUCAUCCGUACGUGAGUCCAGUGAAUCAGGAGCAUACUUCUAGUCAGCCCUCCUCCCAAGUUUUACCGAAGAGACCUCAAGCCGCGAAUCUACCACAACAGCAAUCCAAUCAGGCCCAAAACCGGAACACUUCGCUCCCCAACCCACAGUCUACACAAACACCAAGUACUUCUUCGCAGAAUGCACGCCCACCUCCCACCAAUACUCCAACAAUACACCACACUGCAACACCAUCCAAAACACACCAUCAUUCAAACAUUGCGCUACUUUCUACCGCUAUCGUGAAGCUCGGUGAUCGUCACGGAAACACCAUUCUUGCACGCGCUUUGUUAGAUAACGGAUCUCAGAUCUGCUUAAUGUCUGAAACGUUGUCUCAGAGGCUGAACUUCCAACGGCUUCGGGAAAAUCUGCCUGUAAAAGGAGUGGGUGCAACGGUCUCAUCGUGUACCUCAUCGUAUGUAUCGUGUGAGCUGAAGUUCUACGUGUUAUCAAAAAUUACGUCAAACCUGCCACAGCAAAGCAUCGAUGUUUCGUCCUGGAAUCUCCCAGAGGGAAUUACUCUUGCGGAUCCAGCCUUCAAUGAAUCCGGAGACAUCGAUGUGAUUUUGGGAGCAGUAAUUUUCUACGAUCUUCUGUUGAAUGCCCAGCGGAAGCUCUCUAAUUCGGGAAUAAUACUGCGAAAUACGCAGCUGGGAUGGAUUGUUGCCGGGGGAAUUCCUGAAACAUCAAUCGUGAGCUACAGCACGGUAGCUUCGUCGUCGGUGACUACGGAAGAACUUUACGAGGAGCUAGCCAAAUUCUGGGAAUUAGAAUCAUGCCACACGAAGAGCUGUCUAUCCAUCGAGGAGUCUGCAUGUGAAGCCAUCUUUGAAGAGACGACUACUAGAGAUCCUGAUGGGAAGUUCCGCGUAACGCUGCCGAAAAGGAAGCACAUGCUGGAAAAACUGGGAGAAUCGAAGGCGAUAGCGAAGAAACGUUACCUUUCCAUGGAGAAACGGCUGAAUGCCAACCAGGAAAUGAAGGUGUUGUACACGGCUUUCAUGCACGAAUACCUGUCCAUGGGUCAUAUGACGGAGGUAGUAAAUGACGAUGAGGAAUCUGGUCCGGAAUAUUACGUACCGCAUCAUGCAGUGCUGAAACCAGACAGCACUACUACGAAAUUAAGAGUAGUUUUCGAUGCAUCCUGUUCCACGGAUUCGGGUGUGUCUUUGAAUGACGUCUUAAUGGUGGGACCUGUCGUUCAAGAUGAACUACGAAGCAUCCUUUUGCGGUUCCGAUUGUUCAAAUAUGCUGUUGUAGGAGACGCAGAAAAGAUGUACAGGAUGGUAUGGCAGCACGAACUGGAUCAGCUGCUGCAUAAGAUAUUCUGGAGAGAUUCGGUUGAGGAGCCAUUGCGGACAUACAAGCUCACAACUGUAACGUACGGUACAUCAUCUGCACCUUAUCUUGCCACUCGUUGCCUGAAUAAGUGUGCUGAAGAGGGAGCAGAGCGCUAUCCCGUAGCUUCAGUGGUGGUCAAAAAGAGCUUUUAUGUUGACGACAUGCUAGCCGGCUCGCAUACCAUUGAAGAAGGCGAACGGCUCUGUAAGGAGGUCCUGGAGCUUCUGAAAGGGUCAGGUUUCAACCUUAGGAAGUGGAACUCCAACAAUCCGAAGAUUUUGGCGGCAAUACCCUCGCAUCUGCGAGACGAUCGAGAAUUCCGGAAUUUAGAUGAGAAGGCAACUGUGAAGACGUUAGGUCUCACGUGGGCGCCGGCUACGGACACACUGUGGAUCAAGGUUCCGGAUUGGAGGCCAGGUGGGCCAAUCACGCAUCGUGUUGUUCUCUCCGAGAUAGCACGUCUUUUCGACCCCUACGGACUAGUUGGUCCAGUAGUAGUCCAAGGAAAACUCUUUCUCCAAGAGAUUUGGAAGGCGAAGUACUCCUGGGAUGAACCACUAAGCAAUGAGCUUCAGUCCCGAUGGUUGGAGUUCAGAACCAAUCUUUGCGAGUUGGAUGCUGUAUCUGUUCCUCGAUGGAUCAGGUUCGGAAGAGAUGUAAUCUCAUGUGAAUUCCACGGAUUCAGCGAUGCAAGCGAUAAAGCAUACGGUGCUGUGGUAUACUUGCGGUGUGUGAACCGGGACGGAGAAGUCACGGUCAACCUACUGAUGGCCAAAUCAAAGGUUGCGCCGUUGGAGGACCUCAACAGAAGAAAAAAGAAGCAAUCCACACCUCGGCUGGAGUUAUCUGCUGCAUUACUGUUAGCCCAUCUGUAUGAAUCGAUCUUCACCAGCAUGAUGAUAGCAGCCAAAUCCUACUUCUGGACAGAUUCUACGAUUGUAAAAUGUUGGAUUUCAUCACAUCCGUCAAGAUGGCAGGUCUUUGUGGCCAAUCGUGUAUCAGAGAUACAACAUGUGACAAAGGGUGGAAUCUGGAAUCAUGUUCCGGGAAUCGAAAAUCCUGCUGACAUUAUCUCGAGAGGAGCCACUCCAGCUCAGAUAGCGAGCAACACUCUGUGGUGGAAUGGUCCAGAAUGGCUGAAGAAGGAAACACAGUACUGGCCAGUUAACGCGCAGGUUCCAGAUCAGCAGUUCGAUUCGGUGAUCCUGGAGGAGAAACCGCUAGUGGCAGCAGUCCUACAGAUUCUGCCUCCAAGUGAGAUCUUCACGUUACGUUCGACUCUAUUAAACCUUGUUCGUCUGACCGCUUGGUUACGCCGGUUUUCUUUUAAUUGUAAACCACGAAAUAAGUUGCAGAAAAGAUUCGGGGUUGUAACAGCCGCUGAACAUGAAGAAGCUCUGCUAGUUCUAGUGCAGUUAGCGCAAUCGGAAUGUUUCCCGCUGGAAUUAUUGGAUCUUGCAGCAAAGAGUGAGGUCAGGCCAUCAUCGAAGCUUCGUAAUCUGAAUCCUGUGAUGAUCGACGGGACAAUCUGCGUCGGUGGCCGACUUGGAAAUGCUUCAAUUUCGCAAAGGCGAAAACACCCGAUGAUCUUGGAUAGCCGACAUCCAUUGACAAGGUUAAUUUUGAUUGACUACCACCAUCGAUUGCUGCAUGGAGGACCGCAGUUGAUGAUAUCCUGCGUUCGUGAAAGGUUUUGGCCAUUGAGCGUCAGAAACCUAGCGAGGAAGGUAACGCACGAAUGCAUGAACUGUUUCAGAGCGAAACCACGAGCUCACGAGCAGCUGAUGGGAGAUUUGCCGCUUGAAAGAGUAUCGCCAGCGCCGCCUUUCCAACGAGUGGGAAUCGAUUAUUGUGGACCGUUUGAAUUGCAGCCUGCAACUCGAAAGGGCACUCCUGUAAAAUGCUACGUCUGUCUGUUCGUUUGCAUGGUCUGCAAGGCCGUCCACGUUGAAGUCGUAAUGGACCUUACGGCCGAGGCAUUUCUUGCCGCUCUAAGGAGAUUUGUUGCCAGGCGCGGAAGGCCGGAUCAAAUAUACUGCGAUAAUGCGACCAAUUUCGUUGGAGCACGCCGACAGCUAAGCGAACUAGACCGCAUGUUUCAGCAGCAACAGUUUCAACAACAAUUGUCCGCUGAAGCUGCUCGAGAUUCGAUUACCUUUAAAUUUAUACCGGCCAAGUCACCCAAUUUUGGUGGCUUGUGGGAAGCUGCGGUUAAAUCGCUGAAAGGACACAUGAGGAAGGUCAUCGGCAACAGGAUGCUGAAGCAAGACGAAAUGCUUACCGUUGUGACUCAGAUAGAGGCGUGCCUUAAUUCGAGACCUCUGACUCCCUUGAGCAACGAUCCAAGUGACCUAGAAGUGCUGACUCCAGGACACUUUUUGAUACAACGUCCACUCACUGCGGUACCCGAGCCAAGUCUUCUCGAGCUACCAGAGGGUAGGCUCUCCAGAUGGCAGCAAGUGCAGCGCUACAGUCAGGUGAUCUGGAAGCAUUGGUCAACUGAUUACUUGUCAAACCUCCAGAGUCGCAACAAAUGGACAAGGCACAGGAAUAACCUGGACGUCGGAGCUAUGGUUCUAUUGAAGGAGGACAACAUUCCACCCCUCAAAUGGAAGCUGGGACGCGUGACAGAGAUCCACCCCGGUCCAGACGGAAACGUUAGAGUUGUCACCGUGAACACGAAGCAUGGUUAUUUUCGGCGAGCUAUUUCCAAGAUUUGUAUUCUGCCUAUCCGCGAUAAUCAAUCCGAUGAGUCGCAAUAA